UUUCGCUUGCAUUAUGCCUAAGUAAAAGAAGAAUUAAGAAAAAUCAUUUUUAUCGUGACACUAGCGAACGGUGCGUCCAGCGGACACAUUUAGAGAGCAUACGUAGUGGUUCUAAUUAGCUGAAGUAUAAUUUUGUUGUGUUGAUUGCAACAAUGUCCAGUUCUAAUAAAUGGAAUAAUCUUUCAUCAUCGCAACGUCUGGAGUUCUUAGUAAAUCCAGCGAAUGUUACUGAUUGUAUUUUUAUAGUUGGAAAACAUCCAGAUGAAAUACGCCACUUCCAAUUACAUAAGAAGGUGCUAUCAGAAUGCUCCGAGGUUUUUAGUUCAAUGUUCUUUGGGGGGUCUUUGGAAUCAAAAGAUAACUGUGAAGUCUUCUUGGAUGAUGCCAAACCUACUGCAUUUCAAUACUUUAUCAAUUACAUUUAUUUUCAAAUUUUAUAUGAUACAAUUUCUUUAAGUGAUCUAUUCCAUUUGGCGUCCCUGAGUAAUAAAUAUAUGGUUCUACCGUUAUGUGAACACAUUAAAAAAUUGGUUGAAAAGAAACAUGGAACUUUCCUUACAGCUUUAGAGUUUUCGAAGGUUAUUGAGAAUCCGUUCUUUGAAAAUCAGAAGGCCAUUAUCGAACAUAUUCAAUUUAAAUGGGAAAGAAAUGAAUAUUUGCAAUCAUGUACAAUUUUUGAUAUAUCUGCAGCAAGUUUUGUAUUACUUGUGGAAAAGUUUUUCGAAACAAGAAGUAUAGAGAAUAAAUUUGCUAUGAUUGAGAAUUACAUAGAGAAAAAUUGUAUAUCAGAAAAAACGUGUGAUGAUCAGACAGGCGGAACUAAAUUUCUAAAUGGAACGGAUAAAAUUAUUGCAGAUCGCCUACUGUUACUAGUUGACCUAGAAAAAAUGACUGCUCAACAGUUUUGCUCAGGGCCACUGAAGUCCUCCGUUAUAAACGUGCACAAAAAGUUGGAUGUAUUAGCUAAAAUUGGCAGAAGGGUCAUUGAAGAGGCGUCUAAAAUAAAAAUUGAAAAUCCUCCUGAAGUAUAUGUGGCACCCAUUCCAAAAAGAAUACACACAAUAUUCCGUGAUCCUAAAUACGAAAGAAAUUAAUUAAAGAAAGAAAGUGUGAAAAAUCAAUAAAAUAAUUAAAAUGAAA
Messenger RNA from Teleopsis dalmanni, 1140 nucleotides. RefSeq lists its product as uncharacterized. The transcript has 2 exons. Gene Ontology annotation, cellular component: cytosol; P-body. The coding region runs from base 153 to 1094 and encodes 313 amino acids. Gene Ontology annotation, biological process: neurogenesis. NCBI's taxonomy places the organism in Eukaryota, Metazoa, Arthropoda, Insecta, Diptera, Diopsidae. Gene Ontology annotation, molecular function: protein binding. The record is from RefSeq and is a predicted model, not a curated record.